CCGGGGCCCAGCGUUGGCUGCGGAGGCUCGGCCGGAGCUUGGAGCCCGCGCUGCCCGGAGCCGAGAGCCGCGCCCCGCGCCUUUGUCCGCCCGCCGCCCAUGGAGCGCGCCGCCCCGUCGCGCCGGGUCCCGCUGCUGCUGCUGCUGCUCGGCGGCCUCUCGCUGCUGGUGGCCCCAGCGGGCGCAGAUGUCUCCAUGGAGGCUUGCUGUGCAGACGGACAUCGAAUGGCCACUGAGCACAGGGCCUGCUCGCUGCCCUAUGCCUCGGAAUCCCAGGAAUGCAGGAUGGUUCAGGAGCAGUGUUGCCAGAACCAGCUGGAGGAGCUGCACUGCGCCACGGGCAUCAACCUGGCCAACGAGCAGGACAGCUGCGCCACGCCGCGCGGCGACAACACCAGCCUUGAGGCCAUGUUCGUGAAGAGGUGCUGCCAUUGCUGCCUGCUGGGGCGGGCGGCCCAGGCCCAGGGCCAGAGCUGUGAGUACAGCCUCAUGGUCGGCUACCAGUGCGGGCUGGUCUUCCGGGCGUGCUGCGUCAAGGGCCAGGAGACAGCAGACUUUGCCCCGGGGGACGGCGGGGACCUCCAAGAAACAGCUAAGGUUUCUGAGAUCGAGGAGGAACAAGAGGACCCCUACCUGAAUGACCGCUGCCGAGGCGGCGGGCCCUGCAAACAGCAAUGUCGGGACACGGGGGAGGAAGUUGUCUGCUCCUGCUUUGUGGGGUACCAGCUGCUCCCCGACGGCGUCUCCUGUGAAGAUGUCAACGAGUGCAUCACGGGCAGCCAGAACUGCCGGCUCGGGGAAAGCUGCAUCAACACAGUGGGCUCCUUCCGCUGCCAGCGUGACAGCAGCUGCGGAACUGGCUAUGAGCUCACAGAGGACAAUGACUGCAAAGAUAUUGACGAGUGUGAGAGUGGUAUUCAUAACUGCCUCCCCGAUUUUAUCUGUCAGAAUACUCUGGGAUCCUUCCGCUGCAGACCCAAGCUACAGUGCAAGAGUGGCUUUAUACAAGAUGCUCUAGGCAACUGUAUUGAUAUCAAUGAGUGUUUGAGUAUCAGUGCCCCGUGCCCUAUUGGGCAGACGUGCAUCAACACAGAGGGCUCCUACACGUGCCAGAAGAACGUGCCCAACUGUGGCCGUGGCUACCAUCUCAACGAGGAGGGAACCCGCUGCGUUGAUGUGGACGAGUGCUCUCCCCCCUCUGAGCCCUGUGGGCCGGGGCACCUGUGUGUGAACUCCCCUGGAAGUUUCCGCUGUGAGUGCAAAGCCGGGUACUACUUCGACGGCAUCAGCAGGACAUGUGUGGACAUCAACGAGUGCCGGCGGUACCCGGGGCGCCUGUGCGGCCACAAGUGUGAGAACACGCCCGGCUCCUACUACUGCAGCUGCACCAUGGGCUUCCGGCUCUCCUCCGACGGCCGCUCCUGUGAAGACGUGAAUGAGUGUAACAGCAACCCCUGCAGCCAGGAGUGUGCCAACGUCUACGGCUCCUACCAGUGUUACUGCCGGCGAGGCUACCAGCUCAGCGACGUGGACGGGGUCACCUGCGAAGACAUCGACGAGUGCGCCCUGCCCACGGGGGGCCACAUCUGCUCCUACCGCUGCAUCAACGUCCCCGGGAGCUUCCAGUGCAGCUGCCCCCCCACCGGCUACCGGCUGGCCCCCAACGGCCGCAACUGCCAAGACAUCGAUGAGUGUGUGACCGGCAUCCACAACUGCUCCAUUAACGAGACCUGCUUCAACAUCCAGGGCGGCUUCCGCUGCCUGGCCUUCGAGUGUCCUGAGAACUACCGCCGCUCCACAGACGCGCUCCGCCAAGAGAAGACAGAUACUGUCCGCUGCAUCAAGUCCUGCCGUCCCAACGAUGUCGCCUGCGUGCUGGACCCGGUGCACACCAUCUCCCACACCGUCGUCUCACUCCCCACCUUCCGCGAGUUCACCCGCCCAGAAGAGAUCAUCUUCCUCCGGGCCAUCACGCCUGCGUAUCCUGCCAACCACGCGGACAUCAUCUUCGACAUAACGGACGGGAACCUCCGUGACUCUUUCGACAUCAUCAAGCGCUACAUGGACGGCAUGACUGUGGGCGUCGUGCGCCAGGUGCGGCCCAUCGUGGGCCCGUUCCACGCCGUCCUGAAGCUGGAGAUGAACUACGUGGUUGGGGGUGUGGUGUCGCACCGGAACGUCGUCCACGUCCACAUCUUCGUCUCUGAGUAUUGGUUCUGAGGGGCCGGCUCGCAGCACAGCCACGUCUGUGCCUCCGGGCCAAGUCAUUGCCCUGCGCCGACGCCCUGUCCCCGUUUGUACCACCCAGACGUAUCUCGGUUUUAUGCAUCUGUUUGUAGUGUUAGGCCGACAUGUAUUAAGCUAGGCCAGAUGAAUUAAGUCCAUCUGUUGUCUUUUGGUGUUUAAAUAAUGAGUCCAUUGACUUAAGUGUUUGGUUGAAAACCUUGCUUCUCUUUUAACACAAAGGUUAAAUUUUGCUCCCUUUUCCCAUCUCGGGGCUGGGCGUUGCUAAAUGACCAAGAGGGGAAAAAAAACAUUUUUCAAGGGGCAGCUAAGUCCAAAUGGCAAGAGAAGACCAGUUCUUGCCCUGGUUUUAUGAAAUUUUGACAUUUGGUACUUUUUUUUUGCCAAUCAAGUUUUGUAUAUGAAAUUCUAAAGAAGGUUACCAAAGAAGAGCAGGUAUGAUAACUUCUGCCCAGAAGCAGCAGGCCGCAGUGCCCCGGGGAGCCCUUCAAAGGUCAAUUACAGUUGUGUGCAAACAGAACAUCCCGGUGAAGCCACAGCCUGCUAGGCUUGUGUGCAGCUCCAGUAUGUUCACCAAGCAGUCACUGGGUUUUCUGCACCCUGCCUCCAUCCUGUAUCAUAGGUGGGAAAUUAAACAGCUUUGUGAGCCUCCUGA
Messenger RNA from Bubalus bubalis (water buffalo), 2899 nucleotides. It is a transcript of the gene FBLN1, whose product is annotated as fibulin 1. Gene Ontology annotation, molecular function: calcium ion binding; peptidase activator activity. The record is from RefSeq and is a predicted model, not a curated record. Gene Ontology annotation, biological process: extracellular matrix organization. The transcript has 17 exons. Lineage: Eukaryota; Metazoa; Chordata; Mammalia; Artiodactyla; Bovidae. Bases 100 to 2220 code for a protein of 706 amino acids. Gene Ontology annotation, cellular component: extracellular region.